Diorhabda carinulata is the source of this 8650-nucleotide messenger RNA. RefSeq names its product dual specificity testis-specific protein kinase 2. The transcript has 5 exons. Bases 806 to 2755 code for a protein of 649 amino acids. Gene Ontology annotation, biological process: protein phosphorylation; actin cytoskeleton organization. Gene Ontology annotation, molecular function: ATP binding; protein serine/threonine kinase activity. Lineage: Eukaryota; Metazoa; Arthropoda; Insecta; Coleoptera; Chrysomelidae. Gene Ontology annotation, cellular component: nucleus; cytoplasm. The record is from RefSeq and is a predicted model, not a curated record.
AAAAUAAAAUUGUAACGUUGUCGUUAGGUUUAUAUUUAUAAUAAAAAAUGCAUAUUUCCAUACGAAAAAAUAUAUGUUUCUAUCCCUGCACACCACUGUGAUAAUAAUAGCUAAGGGGCGGUAAAUAUAUAAUUAUAAAUAGCUAAUACAAUCAGUGUAUUCUUUUAAUUCGAUAGUUGACUAGUAAAAAUUUCAAAAUUAUAUUAAGAUCGAGGUUUUUGUAAAAGUAAAUGAUUAAUUAUGAAAUAUGUAUAUAGUAAUCCAUCUUAAAGUACUUGAAAUUUUAAUAUAUAUAAUUUAUGUGAGGAAAAUUUUAAAUAAACCGGUAAACUUUAUUACAAACUGCGCACACUCGUUGAGUUAAGUAUGUUGCCUAUUAAAUUUUCGUUCCGUUUCUGUUUACAUUCCAAGUAAUUGAAAGUCACGUAGUUACGUAUGUCUUAGCUGUUUAACAGAUGACGGCGACCGAAUGGAGAGUGUAGAAAGCUUUUUGUCACAAACUUUUUAUUUACGUUCGAGGCUUCAUCGAGUGAAAAAAGGUGUUAUUGUUGCUAGAGUUUUCGUUGAUAGCUUCGUUAUAUAGUUUUCCUUAUGGAUUUCAGGAAGAAAAUGUUACUGUCGUUUGUUUGUUAGUGUCGUGAGAUAUGUCAAAGACGAGUACUGUAAAAAUAAGAAAUUUUUGGACUUUUUGUGAACGUAAAUUCUUACAGUAUGUGUUUUAAGAAGACUAAACAAUUACAGUGUUUUACACAAAUAUGUACGAAAUUGGUUAAUACUACAUAAUUCGGCGUCUCAGUAUUAUAAUAUGUACCCUCUAAAUAAAAAUGAAACGGUUAAUAAAUCUAAAAUAUCGUGUAUAUAUGACAAUCCCUGUGAUCCAAAGGACAGUGAUUACGAAAAGUUAUUUUGCCCAAAUAACGAACUUUCGGAGCCCCCCAAAGCUCGGUGCGAUAGAUUGAAGACAGGGUCCUCCUGUCAAGCCCUUAAACAUGCAGUGGCGGCUCUACAUCCGUUGGACGAUUUUCAUAAAGAAAAAAUUGGCGAGGGUUUCUUUUCAGAGGUUUUCAAGGUGACCCAUCAGACGACGGGUCAAGUAAUGGUACUGAAAAUGAAUACCCGUCAUUCGAAUCGGCGCAAUAUGCUCAAAGAAAUCCAAUUAAUGAAUCGUCUAUCGCACCAAAACAUCCUAAGACUUAAGGGAGUGUGCGUCCACAAGGCGCAAUUGCACGCCCUCACCGAAUACAUCGAUGGCGGUUCUUUACACCAACUCAUCCAUAAUAGAUCCGUGGAAAUCGAACAACAGACCAGAAUUGAAAUAGCCAGAGAUAUAGCUAGCGGAAUGGAAUAUUUACAUUCGAAAGGUGUCAUACAUAGGGACUUGACCAGUAAGAACGUCCUCAUAAAACAUCUGGAUUCCGGCAAAUUGAGAGCGGUAGUCGGCGAUUUCGGCCUUUCCACCGACAUCCCCGAUCCCAAAGAAAAAACCAAACUCCCGAUAGUAGGUUCGCCCUAUUGGAUAUCGCCCGAAGGUCUAAAAGGGAAAUACUACGAUGAACGCAGCGACGUAUUCAGUUACGGUAUCGUAUUGUGCGAACUUAUCGCCCGCGUCGAAGCCGAUCCCGAUUAUCUACCCAGAACCGAUAAUUUCGGUUUGGACUAUCUCGCCUUCUCGGAUUUGUGCGGACCAAACGUUGUACCUGAAUUUCUAACGCUGGCUUUCAGAUGUUGUUCCGUCGAUCCGAAAAGCCGUCCCACGUUCAAGGAAAACUUCCAAGCCCUCGCCGAUUUAUUGAACGACAUGAAGUUAGCCGAAGAUAAGCGAUUGCGGAUGGCGAAUUGCGCUGCCAAAAGCGAAGAACAACUUACCGUGGCAGCGAACGCUGCGGCGAACGCGUGCGCGCCCCAACAUCGAAAAAUCGUCCAUCGACGGUCCUUCUCCGAGGACACCUCAUUAUUAUCAUUGUCGUUUUCGACGCCCAGCGAUAAAGCUCGUCGUCACGCGUUGCUAAUGUGCCGACAGGAUCCUCAUUACAAGCCGAGCACAACGAACCCGUUCGCCGGGCUCGCGCAAUUCCAAGGCGUCAAAAAACUCUUGGGUAAUUUUUCAUCGUGUUGCGAAAUGGCCUGUCCAUUAACCGAAUCGAAAGAUAGUCCGAAAUCGUUGCCGGGUUCGCCGACGUCGUCCCGUAAAGCACAAACUAUACGUUCGCCUUUAUUCGUCCAUCCGAUGUACAAAGGCGGUUCCGGUUCCAAUUUGUCCGAAUUGACGGCCGAAACGUCGGCGGGUUUGUUGAGGCGAAGGGGAUCUUGCGAAUCGGGUUUCUAUUCGAGUGUCGGGGAGUGUUUAUCGCCGAAUAGUAUGUGGGGUGAUAGUACGGCGGUUAGUUCGCUUAGAUCGUUGGACGAAUUAGAACACGCCGAAUUACAAGCGCUCUGUAAACGCGCCUCGUCUAUAUACACCGAUAGCAGCGAGGAUAUUUCUAGUUUGACGAGUUGCGAUUGGCAGAACGAUUUGAAACCGAAUAUAUCGUCGAUUGUUGAAUAUUUCGAACGUAAAGGUACCAGUUUACGUCAUCCGGGCGGUUCGCAAUUGAGUUCCAGGAUAGCCAGUCUGAGGAGGUCUUUGGAGAAACAUAAUACCGGAUCUACGUGUACGGCUAGUACACAUUUGGCGUUGCAGCGGCCUAAAUGUUCCAGAUUAGUUAUUUGCGAGGGGGCGGUUAGAUCUAAGUUGCCUUUGUUCGAUAAAAAGUAAGCCUGGAUAUGUGAAUGUGCGUUUCUGUUGGAUACAUUUACAAAAAAAAAAAUAUUUCAACACUAUAUAUAUAUAUAUAUAUAUAUAUAUAUAUAUAUAUAUAUAUAUAUAUAUAUAUAAGUACAUAUAUUUUUCUUUCUUCUAGUCAAAUGGUAUCUAAAGUUCGAAGGCCUAAGUGGUGAUAAAUUUUUGGAAAAAAGAUUUAUAUUUUUACCGAAUGUUGUACAUAAUCGAUUACGGUGGAAUUGCUCUUAAUUUAUGAUUCUCCUUCUUUUUUUUAAUAAACAUACGACUAAAUCUAUCGUUAAAAUAAUUUCUGUAUAACCGAAUAAAUAUUAAUCGUAAAAAUAUUAUAAUACUCACUUUCGAUCACCACAUUACCCCAAACUAAUAUAAAAUAUGAAAAAUCUACUUUGAAUUUUAAUUUCUUAAACGAAUUUAUUCAUUUUUACAAUUUUUGAUUAUAAUCAAUAAGGAUCUUGAUUAAUUAUUUCUUGGUUACACAAUAUAUUUAACUAUUUCCUUGUUAAAAAAAAUAAUUCAGUUCUUUUAACUAUUUCACACAAUUUUGACAAAUAUUUCAUCAAAUUAUAUUUUCAUUGAUAUUAUAAUUUAUAUUUCUUGAAAACUAUCAAACACAAAAGUUAUUUACAUCAGUUUCUGGUUAUUAUUUCACCUUUGGAGUCACUCAAUAUAUUCCACACAAAAAAAAUUUAUUUAUUGAGGUUAUUUUCUUUAACUUACUUCAGUAAGUUCAGCUAGAUCAAAUUCUACACUAUAUUAACUCCAAUUAUUGAUCUAAUUGGAUUUAUUAUCUCAAAGAAAAAUCAAUUCGAUACUACAAUAUGAUUUAGUUGAGUUUUUUGGAGAUAAUUACCCCUUAUUUUCCUCAACAAUAUCAACUCUUCACUAUAUUAGCUCCAGUUGAACUUUUUUAAGGUUAUUACCCCUUAUUCACCUUAAUAAUAUCAAUUCUAAACUGUAAUAGAUUCAAUCAUCGAUCAGCUUUACACUUGACAAGCUUCAUUUAUUAACCUAGUUGAUCAUUUUAAGGUCAUUACCCCUUAUUCACCUUAAUAAAUUCAACUCCUCGUUAUAUCAGUUCUAAUUUAUGAUCUAGUUGAGCUUUUUUAAGGUCAUUACCCCUUAUUGACCUCAAUAAAGUGAACUCUUCUAUAUAUUAGCACCAAUUAUCAAACUAGUUGAAUUUUUCGAGGGUUAUUACCUUAAAACCAAAAAGUUUAUUACCCCUUUUGUUUCACAAACUAAGAAGCGGUACAUGUGUCGUAAUGUAGUGAUCAAAGUGACAGUAUUAUAAGUUAUUAUAUGACUUAAGACCCUCCUCAAAAACCCAAAUCAGAUACUUUUUUAAAUAGGUUUUUGUUUAUUGUGAAAUUUAUCUAUCGUAGUUUUCAAAUUCUAUUUCAUUUCGCAAACUAUCUUUGAAAAUAUUCACCCUUAACUGAAAGUUGUUAAGUUCAUUUAUCUUUUAAUAAAAUCAAAAUUUUCAACUAUAGUUUCACUUUUUUCUUUCCUAAUUUUGAGUCGUAUUUCAUAUUUAGGAGCAAUUUAAAAUUGGACUAAAAUAGUCUCAGCUAUUAUGGAUUUUAUCUUCAUGGGAUUGAUUUUUGUAAAACAGAAUUAUUCGAAUGAGUAAAUAGCCGGGUAGCUUUCUAACACUCAUAUUUUUAAUCAAUUGCAAGUGUGACGGAAUGGUGUAACUUUUUAAAAGAGCCUGUAUACCAGUUAAUGAAAUUUUGACUUAAGCAAUACUAAAAAUAUAGGAAAUAUUAAAGACUGACUUCUUUGAAGUUAAUGAGGUUGUUGUUUGUUGAAAAUAAUAUAGAAAAUAUUCAAAAAAAUAUAAUUUUAUUAAAUUAAUAGGUUAAAGACUCCAGCAGCUAUGAAAGUCAUUCCUGUAAGUCGUUUUUAUGAAACUUUCCAAGGAGAGACUUUUUAUUGCUCCUUACAAUUAAUGGAUUUGAUUUUUAAAAUUUUUGGUAAUUGUUUAGAACUCACCAAUACUCGGUUGUGUACUUUUUUAAAAAAACUUUUAUUUACAAAGAAAAUAAUACAAAUUUUAGUUCUGUUUUAUAAUUUCGUUACCGCACUUUUACUUUCUUGGUUAGGUCACUUUUCUUCUUUUUUUUUCUUCGAAUUCAAACAUCUGUCUUGUAGUUCGCCAUAGAAAAAUAAAAACAGAAGAAUCAAUAUUAUUUUUAUGAUCUUAGAACUGAAAUUUAGGGAAAAAUAUUUAAACUGAUUAACAUCACUGAAACAGUUAGUACCUAUUAACUGUAAGUAUUGUAUUGAAUAAUGAAAAAUUAAUGAAAAGUAUGUCAAAUGUUAUUAAAAUAACGAAAAUGGUAAGUAUAAGUUUGCAUUUCACCCUUUUAUUUCGUAAUACGGGGGGUGCAUCAAAAGUAUGGUACAAUAGAACUGUAAGAAACACUGCUUGUUAUAACUAAAUACUUUUGAUACCAAUAAAAUAUUUCAAAUUUGUACGUUCCAGAAGAAUAUGUUGAAUAAAAGUCUUUUUCUUCUGCACUUUUAUCAUAUUGUGUAUUCAAAAUUAAAAUUUGACAGGGGAUAACACAAAUUUAGGAUCAAAACAAGAGUUACAUAAAAAUAUAUGGUCGGAUUUCUAUCUCUGGAGUCUUUAAUCGAUAUUUUGCAGGUGGGACGUAUUUGGUGAAAUUUAGAGCAGUUUUUGAAUCGUAAAAUGAAAUUUAUUAAUAAAAAUUUCAAAUUUGAACGAAUACUUUUUAUAAAAUUGUUGAUUACAAACAAAUGCUCUCAAUUACCAGAUUUAUUUCACUUUACAAUUUUAGUUUUAUUUAUAAAUAUAUAUACAGGAUGAUGACAAUAAAUCUUCCUGUGUCGAUUUACUUGUAUAAACUUGUACAUUGAAGUAUUAAAAAAAUUAUAUAUUUAUUAUUGGUUCUAGUAUUAUAUGCAAGGAAAGUAAUAAAAUGAUACUUUAGUAAUAUUGUAUUGUGUAUUAUGUUAAUUCAAAUGCUAACAGGGUGUAUCAAACUCGACUUUGUUCACAAAAUUUCUCAUUUUUUUAAAACUCCCAAAUGUCAGUAGGUCUGUGAAUCGCACUGAUUAACAUUUCUGUUAUUUAGUGACACCUACAAGAGAUUCAAUAAUUCUCCUCUUCUGCUGCUGUUAUUAGUUGUUUUGUGGUCUACUCUUGAAAUACUCUCUGUAUUAUAUGACCUUAAGCAGCUAAUGUAAAGUGCCGAUAUGAUCAAAAAAUUGUAAUAAUAGACAAUUUUUACCCCUAAGACAUGCCUUGUACCCAUUUCAAAGCUCUACUUAUGACAAAGCAUUUAAAUUCUCUCCUCUGUUGGUCAAAACUGCAGGAAAUAGGAAAAACGCUAAGUUAUUUCGCUCAGCACGCAAUGAACAAUUCACAACUCAUCAAUUUAAAAAUAAACAACUAGCAAAUGUUUGCCAAAGCAACAAGUAUUAGAAGGAGAUUGUAUGCCAUCCAGCAAAGAUGGCCGAACCGUCAAUGACGUCAUUCUGGAUUGGUCUAUUAGUAUUUGGUGUUCAAUUAUCGAGUACCUUUUAUUUAGGAUAACAAAUACAUAAUUUGUGGUUGUGUUCCAAAAUUUGACACUUGACCUAAUCAAAAUGUGUUCCAAUUAAUUCUCGUGUGUCAAAUUAAUCAUAUUGACAUUGACGUACGUCAAACUUGAAAUUAAUUAGUAAUCGUACGUAAAUUUUUCUAACUCAUUUAGUACUGUUAAUAUUUCAGUUAUUAAAAAUUCAUGAUAAAAAUAUUUAUUUUGCUCGAAUUAUAAGAAAUAUGUUUUGAUUGGUUUUAUUUACUGUUUUGAAGUCAUCAAUAAAUGUGAGUGUGUAUAAGAAGACUUUGGAAUAUGUACGAUGAGAUUGAACAAAUUCGUUACUAUUUCUAAGUAGUUAAAUUGAAUCUAAAGAAGGUAUAAUGGUUAUUUCAGCAAAAUAAAGACACCAAAAUAACUGAAUUGAGUUAUACCAGGGAUGUUAAAAAGGUAAAGUUAAAGCUCACUGUAUUUUCACUUAUAAUUUCGAUGAAAAGUUUUCAUUUCUGCUGAAAGUUGUGAUUUUUAUGAAAAUUUUCAUUUAUAUAAUGUCACUAUCAUUGAAAAUAUGAAUGAUAAUUAAGAUGACUGCUGGUUAUAGAUUAUAACUACUAUGAUUUUAAUUACCUUCUUUUGAUUUAAAUAACAAGUAUGACUCGCACUUCUAAUGGAAAAAUUGGGGUUUGAAAGAUAUCGUAAGUCGUGUCAAUAUUUGUGUAAAAUUUACAAUAAUUUCUACUAUUCAGUGAAACCACAAUUCAGGACCAAAGUUCCUAAAGUGGUCCAGGGGUCCACGGUACACUCGACGGGGGUUUAAGUUGAUCGUGGCAAAAAAUGGGGGUCCAUGAAAAUUUAUCUUUCAAUAGUGAAGAACUAAAAUGUUGGCUUGACUUUUUCAACGAUAUAGCCAGAUAAUAUUUAUUUAAAGAAGCUCAGCGACUUGCAUAUUCCAUAUACUAUAUUUCUUUUUACCACUCCGAAUGGCAAGUCUUCUAAAUAAAAUUUGAUUGGAUCUUUUGCUAUGAGUCAUUGUGGAUUUCUAAAAAGUAAAAUUGGAUGGCAUCCAACUCUACUUUUUCGAUAUCUACUAAACACAAUCAAUUGAAAAUUUGUUUCGUUGAUUUUAUUAUAAAACAAUUAACCCUAUAAAGCAAUCAAUUCUAACCUUUUUUUUUUUCGAAAACUGUUAAUUCGUUGUUGAAACUCAGUUUCAAUAGUUAGAUCUAAUCUUCUGGAUCCAGCAAAAUUUUGAAAGUUUGGAAACCAAUGAUUUAAAUAAUAUGAAUAAAUUCACCUUGUCCAUACUUUUCAUUUUUACGUGAUGUUACUUUUUAUCAAACUUUUAAAAAGAACAUUGUUCUCAAUUGUAUUUAGUUUUUCAAUUUGACGUAUGUAGAUUUUGUAACAAAAAGGAUUUUAAAAAGAUAUUUACAUUAUAACUGACAGUAGCACAGCAAUUUUUAUUGAUUUAAUCUCAUACUUUAUACCAAACUCAGUACUUAUCAUUAUCUUUUCUGCUAUUUAGUUUAAGGUAUUUUAACUAAUAUUGGUCAUAAUAAAAUAAAUUCCAAAUCAACACCAGUAAUGAAAAAUUUCAACUUUCAGGCAAUAGAAAUGGGUCUUAACUAAAAAAGGUUGUUUAACAAUACCUUUGCAAUGUGAUUCAUAGUGUGUCUUAUUACAAGCAUUUGCAGAUUUUGUAAUUGCAUUUGAUGCUUUUAUGCUGCUAUUCUAGGGAUAAAUUUAGUUACCUUCAGUUCAAUAACCAACCAAAUGCCUCUUUCUAAAACUAACAUUUUCCUUUUCUCUGGUAUAAAUAACCCCUUUGAUGAUUAUUGAAGGUGAAAUUUCUUUGCAAAUUUUUGUUUUUUCUUUCUACUAUGACCAAAUGUAUAAAUUACUCCCUGGAAAGUAAGCACCCGAAGACAAAACGGUUACUUUUUGGCCUCAUAUGUUUUUUCAUACAUUUCCAUCUACACCGAUGGCUUUUUUUGAUUUUCUAUAUUAAAAUCAGUGUUUAGAAUUUAUAUUCCAAAGUCAUAUUAUGAAAUCUUUGUUUCUCAUAACUAUAUUUUUAUUACGUAACAUAAAGGGGAUUGUAUAUUGAAAGUAUUGACCCAGUGAUAAAUUCAAACAAAUAUUUAGUAUAAAAAAAUUGCUUUUUAUAUAAUCCUUUUUGUUACUAAACUUUUAUAUAUGUUACUGAAAAAUAAAAUUAGUAAUAAUGAUGCAAUCUACGGGGGUAUGUUUGUAAUCUUCCAUAAUGUCUUUGUCAACAUAAGUAUAAAUUUAUCUAGAAAUAAAAAGUGAUUUUUGAUUA